Molecule: messenger RNA, 2817 nt
Organism: Salvelinus namaycush (lake trout)
Lineage: Eukaryota; Metazoa; Chordata; Actinopteri; Salmoniformes; Salmonidae
Gene: grin1b
Product: glutamate receptor, ionotropic, N-methyl D-aspartate 1b
Exons: 21
Coding region: 1-2817 (938 amino acids)
Biological process (GO): regulation of membrane potential; chemical synaptic transmission; monoatomic ion transport
Cellular component (GO): NMDA selective glutamate receptor complex; synapse; neuron projection
Molecular function (GO): NMDA glutamate receptor activity
Source: RefSeq, a predicted model, not a curated record
AUGCGUGUAUUUCUGCUUGCGUUUUUCAUCUCCUGCUCCUGUGCGGGUGGUGGAUGUGAACCUAAGAUUGUCAAUAUCGGAGCGGUCCUGAGCCAGAAGAGAUAUGAACAGGUGUUCAAGGACGCCGUCACCCAGGCAAACACUCUGUAUGGGAAAGAUAAGUUCAAGAUGAACGCCAUCUCUGUCACUCAUAAACCCAAUGCAAUUCAGAUGGCGCUCUCCGUCUGCGAGGACCUCAUCUCGAACCAGGUGUAUGCCAUUCUGGUGAGCCACCCGCCUCAGUCGAAUGACCAUCUGACCCCCACACCCGUGUCCUACACUGCAGGGUUCUACCGUAUCCCUGUGGUUGGGCUCACCACCCGCAUGUCCAUCUAUUCGGACAAGAGCAUCCACCUGUCUUUCUUGCGUACCGUGCCCCCCUACUCCCACCAAGCCCAGGUGUGGUUCGACAUGAUGAGAGAGUUCCGCUGGAACCACAUCAUUCUGAUAGUGAGCGACGACCACGAGGGCCGCGCUGCCCAGAAGAGGCUGGAGACCCUGUUGGAGGAGAGGGAGACCAAGAAUAAAAACAAGAACUAUGAAAACCUCGACCAACUGUCCUAUGACAACAAGCGAGGACCCAAGGCAGAGAAAGUUCUCCUGUUCAGCCAAGACACCAACCUGACAUCCAUGCUGCUGGAGGCCAAGGACCUGGAGGCUCGCGUCAUCAUCCUCUCUGCCAGCGAGGACGAAGCAGCGUCGGUCUACAAAGCUGCGCGCCAGCUCAACAUGACGGGCUCUGGCUACGUGUGGCUGGUUGGAGAGAGGGAGAUGUCUGGUAAAGCUUUGAGUGAAGCACCAGAUGGCUUGCUCGGCCUUCAGCUCAUCAACGGCAAGAACGAGUCGGCGCAUAUCAACGAUGCCGUGGCCGUGGUGGCACAGUCCAUCCAGGAGCUCUUUGAGAAGGAGAACAUCACAGAACCGCCUCGCGGCUGUGUAGGCAACACAAACAUCUGGAGGACUGGACCGCUCUUCAAACGAGUGCUGAUGUCAUCCAAGUACCCAGAUGGCCUGACAGGACGCAUUGAGUUUAAUGACGAUGGUGACAGGCGGUUUGCUACCUAUAGCAUCCUCAACUACCAAAAGACCAGGCUGGUGCAAGUGGGCAUUUUCAAUGGCACCCAAGUGGUGAUGAAUCCGCAGAGGAAGAUCAUUUGGCCAGGAGGAGAGACGGAGAAGCCAAGAGGAUACCAGAUGUCUACCAGACUAAAGAUAGUAACCAUUCAUCAGGAGCCAUUUGUCUAUGUCCAACCCACAACAAGUGAUGGAACUUGCCAAAAAGAAAAAACUGUAAAUGGACUUAAAGAUGUCCAGAAAGUUAUAUGCACUGGCCCCAAUGGAACCAUCCCAGGACAGCCUAUAGUACCCCAAUGCUGCUACGGCUUUUGCAUUGACCUCUUGAUUAAACUAGCGGAUACCAUGAACUUCACCUAUGAGGUUCAUCUGGUGGCUGAUGGGAAGUUUGGUACACAGGAGCGGGUAAACAACAGCAACAAGAAGGAGUGGAAUGGAAUGAUGGGAGAACUCCUGGGUGGCCUGGCAGACAUGAUUGUGGCUCCGCUCACGAUCAACAACGAACGCGCCCAGUACAUCGAGUUCUCAAAACCCUUUAAGUACCAGGGGCUUACCAUCCUCGUGAAAAAGGAAAUACCACGCAGUACUUUGGAUUCGUUCAUGCAGCCCUUUCAGAGCACCCUGUGGCUGCUGGUGGGUCUAUCGGUCCAUGUGGUGGCGGUGAUGCUCUACCUAUUAGACCGGUUCAGCCCAUUUGGAAGGUUUAAAGUGAAUAGUGAAGAAGAAGAAGAGGACGCCCUCACCUUAUCCUCCGCCAUGUGGUUCUCUUGGGGGGUCCUUUUGAACUCCGGGAUAGGAGAAGGAGCACCCCGGAGCUUUUCAGCAAGGAUCUUAGGUAUGGUGUGGGCUGGAUUUGCCAUGAUCAUUGUGGCAUCCUACACAGCCAAUUUGGCAGCCUUCCUAGUGUUGGACCGGCCUGAGGAGCGCAUCACCGGCAUCAAUGACCCCAGGCUGCGAAACCCAUCAGACAAGUUCAUCUACGCCACAGUGAAGCAGAGUUCGGUGGACAUCUACUUCCGGCGCCAAGUGGAGUUGAGCACCAUGUACCGCCACAUGGAGAAGCACAACUACGAAAGCGCUGCUGAGGCCAUCCAAGCUGUGCGCGACAACAAACUGCACGCGUUCAUCUGGGACUCUGCCGUCUUGGAGUUUGAGGCAUCACAGAAGUGUGACUUGGUGACAACGGGAGAGCUGUUCUUCCGCUCCGGCUUCGGCAUAGGCAUGCGGAAGGACAGCCCUUGGAAGCAAAACGUUUCCCUGUCCAUUCUUAGCUCUCAUGAGAAUGGGUUCAUGGAGGAACUAGAUAAAACCUGGGUGAGAUACCAGGAGUGUGACUCCAGAAGCAAUGCCCCAGCCACCCUCACUUUUGAGAACAUGGCAGGUGUGUUCAUGUUGGUUGCUGGGGGUAUCGUUGCUGGAAUCUUCCUCAUCUUUAUUGAGAUUGCGUAUAAGCGCCACAAAGAUGCCCGCAGGAAGCAGAUGCAGCUGGCCUUCGCUGCGGUCAACGUGUGGAGGAAGAACCUACAGGAUAGGAAAAGUGAUAGAGCAGAGCCUGACUCCAAACAGAAAACCUCUUUUAGGUCCAUCAGUACCAACCUGGCCUCCAACAUCAAGAGACGUAGGUCCUCCAAAGACACGCCUUAUCCCACGGACAUCACAGGCCAGCUCAACUUGUCAGACCCCUCUGUCAGCACGGUGGUGUGA